AUGCUUCGAACUGCCAUCAUCCGAUCUGCCCGCGCCGCGACCCGCUCUGUGGCAAGGUGGCAAGCUCCAAUUGCUGCCAGGCCGCUGGCUCCGAGCUCCUUUCUCAGAUCGAGGCAGACAGCACCAGCAGUGUACUUCCAGGCUGUGAGGUGCUACUCGGCUCAUGGCGGUCUGUCGAAAGAGGAGGUCCAGGGGCGGAUAUUGGAUCUGUUGAAGAACUUUGACAAGGUCUCAGACGCAUCGAAGCUCUCGCCGACAUCGCACUUUUCCAACGACCUUGGGCUUGACAGCCUCGAUACUGUAGAGGUGGUGAUGGCGAUUGAGGAGGAGUUCAGCAUUGAGAUCCCCGACAAGGAGGCCGAUGCCAUCCACAGCGUUGACAAGGCCGUCGAGUACAUCCUGAGCCAGCCGGAUGGUAAGACAGCCCAGUUCUUCGCAUCGUGA
Messenger RNA from Coniosporium apollinis CBS 100218, 444 nucleotides. RefSeq lists its product as uncharacterized. Gene Ontology annotation, cellular component: mitochondrion. The record is from RefSeq and is a predicted model, not a curated record. The transcript is spliced from 5 exons. Gene Ontology annotation, biological process: fatty acid biosynthetic process. NCBI's taxonomy places the organism in Eukaryota, Fungi, Ascomycota, Dothideomycetes. Gene Ontology annotation, molecular function: acyl binding; acyl carrier activity. The coding region runs from base 1 to 444 and encodes 147 amino acids.